Molecule: messenger RNA, 1650 nt
Organism: Nicrophorus vespilloides
Lineage: Eukaryota; Metazoa; Arthropoda; Insecta; Coleoptera; Silphidae
Product: chromobox protein homolog 3-like
Exons: 6
Coding region: 263-928 (221 amino acids)
Biological process (GO): chromatin organization; negative regulation of transcription by RNA polymerase II
Cellular component (GO): nucleus; pericentric heterochromatin
Molecular function (GO): chromatin binding
Source: RefSeq, a predicted model, not a curated record
UCAGUUGCAUAGUUUCAUUCAUUCAGUUUCAUUGAUCUGUGAAUUGCUGUGAAUGGUCUGAAGUGCUUUGAGAACUGUAGCAGCCGAAAUACAACAGUGCUAAUAAUUAAACAGAUUGGUAUCCCUGUUUCCCAGGGGGUUAGUUGUUGUUUUUUUUCUUUUGUUUGUUUUCAUCAGCCCUCUUGAUCGUACUUGAUCGAGUGCUGACGGCGGGCGAUCUGCGUGGGCGGUGUCACCACUCGUGCAAAAUCAAUAACGAGAAAUGCAAAAGUCCAAGGUGUAUCCGGUGGAGAAGAUCCUGGACAAACGCAUCGACAAUGGUCGUGUAAAGUACCUACUGAAGUGGCAAGGAUAUCCCGAACAUGCAAGCACCUGGGAACCAGUCGAGUACCUCAAAUGCCCGGACCUCAUCGAAAGGUACGAGCAGGAGGAGAAGGAAAAGAGCAGGCCAGUGCUCACGUACGUCUCCGACCACAACCAUCCACCGUACAACAACAACAAGAAGUUCGAGUACAUUGUUGGGGUAACCAAUGAGAACAAAGGAUCCAACCAUUCGGGCACCUUGUUGUACUUGAUCAAGCUCGAGGGCUUGAACAUAGCAACAACUCAUUCGGCGACCAUCAUCAACAAUACACAUCCACAGAUGGUCAUCAGUUUCUACGAGUCCAUCAUCGAGUGGUCAGAGGUCAAGGAGACUGAAGUGCCAAACUUAGAUUUGAGCACUUCAGUGAAGAAAGACUUCAAGGAUCUUCCUGAAGCUGUCAUCGGAGCCACAAAGGUUAAAGGCAAGUUGAGGUUCUUGAUGCGAUGGACGAGUCCGGAGGAGCGCAUCGAGUUCGUAUGGGCGAAGGAGGCUUACUUGAAGUGGCCUCAGCUGGUCAUCGACUUCUUCACGAGCAAGUUGGAUUGGGAGCCGAUCAGCGCAUAGCACGGGGUGUACUACCUGCGCCCGAUUCGGUCCGCCAAAGGUAGAAUUAAAACGAAGAAGUCCAUCAAGACGGCGGACCACCAAAACAGCAGCACUUUCUACAACUUAUAAAUCAUGUAUCAAAAACCUGACACAAGUUCUCAACUCUAAAGAAAUAAUCUAAUAAUAUCCAUUAACACAUUACAGUUCGGAGAGCCAGGGUUUUACUAAGAUCUCGAAGAGAAGAAAACAGGGUUUUUAAGUUUUACUUACAACUGAAAAUCUUACAAUAUUUUUUGAUACAGACGUCUGAUGCGUCUUUUAUAGCAGUUUUCUUUACGAGAUGAUUUCAAGAAACAAAUAUGUGAUUAUUCUUAGAUGCCAAACUAAAUGUUUUAUAUUGAAAACUAGUUUGUUUUACGAUGUGAUUGAAGAAGUUUUGUAAAUGUACAAACUUUUGUAAAGAUUGAAGGUAUUAUUAGAAUUAAGUUUAAACUUUUUCAUUUAGAAACAAAUCAAAACUGCUGCUUCGGACCGUAAUGUGUUAUUAUGAUCAUUAUUAUUAUUUCAAUUGGAAAACGUGAUUGUGUAAUCCCUUUGCUUUAAGUGUCGAACUCCUGUAGUUUCUCGAUGUUACUUAGAUGCAUGUCUCCCCUUUUCUAUGUUGCAGAUAGUAGGCUUUGAAUGUUUAAAUUUGUCCACGUGUUGCGGACGCACCACACCAUCACAUAUAUGACACAACA